AUGGUUUAUUCUGAUUAUACAGGUUACCCUUUCCCUACUGCUCCUCCUGUGGACCCAUUCGCAAAAAUCAGAGUGGAUGACUGUGGAAAAACCAAGGGAUGCUUCAGGUAUGGUAAACCUGGAUGCAAUGCGGAGACUUGUGACUACUUUCUGAGUUACCGCAGAAUUGGAGCUGAUGUUGAAUUUGAGUUGAGUGCUGACACAGAUGGCUGGGUGGCAGUGGGAUUUUCCUCAGACAAGAAAAUGGGGGGAGAUGAUGUUAUGGCUUGUGUUCAUGAUGAUAACGGAAGAGUCCGAAUACAGCACUUCUAUAAUGUUGGUCAGUGGGCUAAAGAAAUCCAGAGAAAUCCUGCUAGAGAUGAGGAAGGGGUUUUUGAAAACAAUCGUGUCACGUGUCGAUUCAAGCGUCCUGUCUAUGUUCCCCGAGAAGAAACCAUCGUAGAUUUGCACUUGAGUUGGUACUACCUGUUUGCUUGGGGCCCAGCAAUCCAGGGUUCUAUAACUCGUCAUGAUAUCGACUCUCCACCCGUGUCAGAGCGUGUUGUCAGUAUUUACAAGUAUGAAGAUAUUUUCAUGCCUUCGGCUGCCUAUCAGACCUUCUCUUCUCCAUUCUGCUUGCUCCUCAUUGUUGCACUGACCUUCUAUUUAUUGAUGGGAACCCCAUGACUAAUGGAAAAUAGCAAGAAUUUGGCAGUGGAAGUUUCUCAGGAUGGACGGCUAUAUGGAUGGACAAUGCAUUUUUCUUUUGGAAUUUAUAUCACAUCACCAUCCUCAUCUAGCUGCUUUUGAACAUAGUUAGCUUCUCAGAAGAGUGAAAUAACCAUCUCCCUUGAGUGGCAGAGUGGUGACAAAUCAUUUAAGAAAAUCAGCGAACACACAGGAGAAUAUUUUCAGUGUUGUGAUUACUUACUUAAGGAAAAUGAGACUUUUGUAAAAUCAAUAUGUGUAUGUGUGUGUUUGUGUGUUUGGGAGGGGUGCCUGUAUGUCUG
Messenger RNA from Pyrgilauda ruficollis (rufous-necked snowfinch), 989 nucleotides. Its product is annotated as DOMON domain-containing protein FRRS1L. The record is from RefSeq and is a predicted model, not a curated record. Lineage: Eukaryota; Metazoa; Chordata; Aves; Passeriformes; Passeridae. Bases 1 to 666 code for a protein of 221 amino acids. Gene Ontology annotation, biological process: regulation of glutamate receptor signaling pathway. The transcript is spliced from 4 exons.